Molecule: messenger RNA, 4379 nt
Organism: Macrosteles quadrilineatus (aster leafhopper)
Lineage: Eukaryota; Metazoa; Arthropoda; Insecta; Hemiptera; Cicadellidae
Product: pre-mRNA-splicing factor ATP-dependent RNA helicase PRP16
Exons: 22
Coding region: 240-3878 (1212 amino acids)
Biological process (GO): mRNA splicing, via spliceosome
Cellular component (GO): spliceosomal complex; intracellular anatomical structure
Molecular function (GO): ATP binding; RNA binding
Source: RefSeq, a predicted model, not a curated record
GUCUACAUACCACAGAAUGACUGUUUACAAAUCAAUAAUUAAUCGACAAAAUAAUACUCUUUAUACCAAUUAGGCUUACUAACAUUUGUAUUUUUACGUUCCAACGUAGUGUCAAUAUCAUCGUCGCUCGUAGUGUUGUAGUAGGGGUUUUCCACGUAUUUAGACUUCUACUUGCCGCCACUAAGUACUUAGCCUACAUUGAGCAAAUUUAAGCCGAUGUUUUCAAUUGUUUAAUAAAUAUGGAGUGUGACGAAGAUGGGGUUUUCAGAUUAGAAGGUAGCCAGAACGAAAAAGGCGGUUUAAUCAUUAAGAAAAAGCCUGUGGCAGGAGCUAAUUUUCAAUUUAAAGUUCCUAAGCCAUCUCUUUUAGGACUGGACAAGUUAGCAGCACAAAGAAGGAAAGAACGUGAAGACUCAGUUGAAAAAGAAACUAAAAAGUCCAAAUUACUGUCUUACACUGAUGAGGAUGACGGUGUAAGUGUAGAAGAAAGUCCUCGCAAGGCAGAAAAGAAAGACAAAAAGAGGGACAAAGACAGACAUUACCGUGAGACUCGCAAUGAGACCCCGUCUCACACGGGAGGUAUCUCACGUGAGGCACGAGAGCGGCAGGAGGCUCGACUGAGACGGGACAGGGAGAAGGGACUUUACACCUCCACCAAGGAUAAGGAAGACAAACAACGAGAGAAUAGAGACAAAGAGUGGGACAGGCGUAGAGAUAAGGAUCGGGAAAGAGACAGAAGCCAUAAAGACAAGGAUAGGAGGAAAUCACAAGAAAGAGACAGAAACAGAGACAGGGACAGGAGUGAGAGGGAAGGCAGCGAAAGACGGAGUGGAAGAGAGUGGUCGGAAACGCCAAGUAUUCGCUUCAAAGAUGAACCUUGGACACCCAAUAUCAAAUCUAAAGAUUCUACAUCAAGGACGUCCUGGGACGAUGAUGACCCGACACCUUCGCGUAAUUCAGCCUGGGAUCUGCCGACACCUCGCACGUACAACAAGGACGAGUCUGACUGGUCGACUCGCAGACCUACUCCAGCCCAUAGAUACAACACCUGGGCCAAGGAUAGGAAACAUUCUGGAGCUACUCCAUUGCCAGGCAAAGAGUCAGAGGUGGCCUGGGGGGGCAGCAGUGACAGGGCUCAGUGGGAAGCCGAGCAGCUGCGGCUAGACAGGGAGUGGUACGCUCUAGACGACGGAGCCGACACUGCCAACAACCCGUUCAGCAACGUCAGCGAGGAGUACGCUCGCAAGAAGGAACAACAACUGGAGCAGCGCAAGAAGAAACGGAUGAGCGCUCAGCAGAGACAGAUCAACAAGGACAAUGAGCUAUGGGAGCGUAACCGUAUGUUGACCAGUGGAGUGGUACAGUCGGUGGAUGUUGAUGAUGAUUUUGACGAGGAGAGUGAGGCUAGAGUUCAUCUGCUCGUACACAACAUCGUGCCUCCAUUCCUCGACGGACGGAUCGUCUUCACCAAACAACCAGAACCUGUUAUACCUGUCAAGGAUGCAUCGUCUGACAUGGCAAUGGUGGCAAGGAAAGGUUCGGCUCUGGUGAGAGUCUUCCGAGAACAGAAAGAACGAAAGAGGGCACAGAAGAAACAUUGGGAACUCGCUGGAACCACAAUAGGAAAUAUCAUUGGUCUUGAGAAAAAGGAUGAAAAGGAUGACAGACAGGGCCAGGACGAUGUGACGGAUUACAAAACAGAUCAGAAGUUUGCUGAACACAUGAAAGACACUCCAGAAGCCAGUAGUGACUUUGCAAAGAAGAAAACAAUAACAGAACAAAGAAGAUAUCUUCCUGUCUUUGCUGUCAGGCAAGAGUUGUUGAAUGUCAUUAGAGAGAACAGUGUGGUCAUCAUUGUGGGAGAGACAGGUUCAGGCAAAACUACACAACUCACACAGUAUCUGCAUGAAGAUGGAUACAGUAAAUACGGCCUCAUAGGGUGUACUCAGCCCAGGAGAGUAGCAGCCAUGUCGGUAGCCAAGAGAGUCAGUGAUGAGAUGGGCUCUAAGCUGGGAGAGACUGUUGGUUAUGCGAUACGUUUCGAGGAUUGUACUUCUGAGGAUACUGUGAUCAAAUACAUGACUGAUGGUAUACUGUUGAGGGAGUCCCUCAGGGAAGCAGAUCUGGACAACUACAGUGCUAUCAUAAUGGACGAGGCUCACGAGAGAUCCCUCAGUACUGACGUAUUGUUUGGACUGCUUAGAGACGUAGUAGCACGCAGACAAGAUCUCAAACUUAUAGUCACUUCUGCUACGAUGGACGCUGGUAAAUUCUCCACUUUCUUCGGCAACGUUCCAACAUACACAAUCCCUGGCCGCACAUUCCCUGUGGAAACGUUCUUCAGCAAGAACCCAGUGGAAGACUAUGUGGACGCUGCAGUUAAACAGGCUCUUCAGAUACAUCUGCAGGGACAAGAAGGAGACAUCCUGAUAUUCAUGCCAGGUCAAGAGGACAUUGAGGUGACGUGUGAAGUUUUGGCAGAGAGACUGGGUGAGAUUGACAAUGCUCCACAGUUGUCAGUGCUGCCUAUCUACUCUCAGCUACCUUCAGACCUGCAAGCCAAGAUAUUCCAGAGGUCCCCUGAGGGACUGAGGAAGUGUGUGGUUGCUACCAACAUUGCGGAAACCUCACUCACAGUGGACGGCAUCAUGUUCGUGGUAGACUCCGGGUAUUGCAAGUUAAAGGUGUAUAACCCUCGUAUUGGUAUGGACGCUCUACAGAUCUACCCCAUCAGUCAGGCCAACGCCAAUCAGAGAUCUGGUAGAGCCGGGAGAACCGGACCUGGUCAGUGUUUUAGGUUGUACACUGAGAGACAGUACAAGGACGAGCUGCUAGUCACAACAGUCCCUGAGAUACAGAGGACCAACCUGGCCAACACUGUGUUGUUGUUGAAGAGUCUGGGAGUGCAAGACCUGCUGCAGUUCCACUUCAUGGACCCUCCUCCCCAGGACAACAUCCUCAACUCUCUGUACCAGUUAUGGAUCCUGGGAGCCUUGGACCACACCGGGUCAUUGACUCCUCUAGGACGUCAGAUGGCAGAGUUCCCUCUAGAUCCUCCACAGUGCCAAAUGCUCAUAGUGUCUGCUGCCAUGGGUUGCACAGCUGACAUACUCAUUAUUGUGUCCAUGUUGUCGGUUCCGUCCAUAUUCUACCGACCCAAAGGAAGGGAGGAGGAGGCAGACUCAGUCAGAGAGAAGUUCCAAGUCCCAGAGUCUGACCAUCUCACUCUGCUCAAUGUCUACAACCAGUGGAAACAGAACAACUAUUCAGCGACGUGGUGUAAUGAACACUUUAUCCACAUCAAGGCCAUGAGGAAGGUGAGGGAAGUGAGACAACAGUUGAAGGACAUUCUGGUCCAACAGAAGAUACAAGUGGUCAGCUGUGGCACUGACUGGGACAUCAUCCGCAAGUGUAUCUGCUCUGCAUACUUCCACCAAGCAGCCAGACUGAAGGGUAUAGGAGAGUAUGUGAACUGCAGGACAGGUAUGCCUUGCCAUCUCCACCCCACCUCUGCACUGUUUGGCAUGGGCUUCACUCCCGACUAUGUGGUCUACCAUGAACUCAUCAUGACAGCUAAGGAGUACAUGCAGUGUGUGACGGCUGUGGAUGGACACUGGUUGGCCGAGCUGGGGCCUAUGUUCUUCUCUGUGAAGGAGACUGGUCGCUCGGGCUCUGCCAAGCGAAGGCAAGCCCUGGAGCACCUUCAUGAGAUGGAGGGUCAGAUGAAGGCAGCUCAGGAAGAGAUCAAGGCGAGACAGGAGGAGGCGGAACGCAAGAACCAGGCCAGCGUCCGGAAGAGUGAAAUAAUAACUCCAGGUGCCCGGGAAGAAGGAACCCCUUCUACGCCUAGGAGAACACCUGCCAGACUGGGCCUUUAAUUUGCCCGUUAAAUGUUCUACAAUGGCCAUUAUUGUACUUCAAUAGCAAUAGUAGAGUUCCUAUCCGUAUCCGGAUACUUUUAUUUGAGCUGUAUAGAUAGACUUUCCUUUUGGAAAGUUGACUUCCUCAGGAGUUACAAGUCAAAACAUCAGGGGUGGAUGAAAAUUGAAAGUCAGACAAGUCUCUUUGAUAUAAAUUAAGUUGUAUUUCACACAUUAAGUAUGUUUCCAUUAUUAAUUUUACUAUUACUACUACAGUGGAACAUCAGUUGUUAGAGGACUAGGGUCCCUGAGGUAACCCCAUCCUGAUUACCAAAAUGACCUUAAAAAAUGUCAGCACAUACUAUUUAAGUAAAAUUUGAAAUUUGUAAAGCCCAUUUGUAAUUAUAAAGAGUCUAAAAUAGAGAUAAAUUUAAAUCAUUUUUUAUGUUCAAGCACUUAAUGAUAUUUAAUAUAGCAACAUGUAUACAAAAAAUAGUAAAAACAUCAGACACUAUUGUG